This is a messenger RNA of Homalodisca vitripennis (glassy-winged sharpshooter), 1257 nucleotides long. RefSeq lists its product as uncharacterized. Bases 1 to 1257 code for a protein of 418 amino acids. Lineage: Eukaryota; Metazoa; Arthropoda; Insecta; Hemiptera; Cicadellidae. The record is from RefSeq and is a predicted model, not a curated record. The transcript has a single exon.
AUGGAGGACUUGCGACUUGAACUUGAGUGUGAGAAACAAUAUGGUAGGUGCAGAAACUUUAUUGUGUCAAGUAUUCCACACUCCGAGAAUGAAGACGUUCAACACAAGAUAGCAACACAGAAGUUCAUGUCAACACAAAAAUGUCGUCUUCAUGAAGUAUAUAAUAGUCUGAUAGCUGAGGAACUUAUUCUACCAGAUGAAACCCUUGAUGUUAAUAUGCUUUUUGAACAUUUUUGUGAUGUACUGAGGGAAAUCGUUGCAAAGCACACUCCACUCAAGAAAAUUGGUGUUUUCAGGUUUCCAUGUUGGUUCUCCACCGAUCUUACAAACCUUACAAUUGAAAAGAAGAGACUACAACGGAAAUACAAGGAUUCACUCGAUGAACAAUCAUACGCUGAGUUUUCAAGAAUCCGAACUCAGUGUCGUAACUUGUCAAGAGUGUGCUACUACGACUACAUUACGUAUGUUCAGGGUUGCAUUACCUCUGAUCCGAAGGCUUUUUUGAACUUUGCUAGGAACAACAAACGUCUCGAUAUGUGCCCCUCUACUCUUAAGUAUGGAGAUAAAUCGGAAACUGAGGCCAAGCAGAUGUGUGAUUUAAUCGCAAGCUACUUUUCUUCUGUUUUCUCGCCACCUUCACUGGUUAGAAACAGUUACAGAUUCAACACUCCUUUCUGCCUUAGUGGGCUGUCCCUCACUACCUCGGAGGUUUUUGAUGCCCUGGGUGAACUUGAUGUUACCAAGGGAUGCGGCCCUGAUCUUAUCCCAUCGAGUGUCCUUCGAUACUGUAGCGUACUGCUUUGUAACCCUCUGCAAGCUGUCUUCAAUAAGUUACUCCAUGAUGGAAUCUUUCCGGACGUCCUCAUGCUGAGCUAUGUCGUACCGAUACAUAAAGGUGGAUCUAAGGAAGAUGCUAGAAACUAUCGUACGAUAGUAAUCCAAUCGGCUGUUGUCAAGAUCUUCGAAAAGUUCGUUGUGAAGAAACUCAACCCUCUCUUUCUUAAUGUCAUCUCACCAAAACAACAUGGUUUCUGCAGAGGAAAACCUACAACUACUAAUAUGAUUGUAUUGGAAGCGAACAUUGUUAAGGCCUUUAGCAACCGCAAACAUCUCGAUGCCAUCUAUCUUGACUUUUCGAAGGCCUUUGACAAAGUUAGUCAUUCUCGACUUCUGGCCAAAUUGGAAGCUUAUGGUGGUGUCGGGUACCUUCUUGAAUGGAUUGCAGUUAUCUUUCUAAUUGAAUACUACGUGUGGUAA